Emiliania huxleyi CCMP1516 is the source of this 912-nucleotide messenger RNA. RefSeq lists its product as hypothetical. The record is from RefSeq and is a predicted model, not a curated record. Gene Ontology annotation, biological process: mRNA splicing, via spliceosome. The transcript is spliced from 6 exons. Bases 1 to 912 code for a protein of 303 amino acids. Lineage: Eukaryota; Haptophyta; Isochrysidales; Noelaerhabdaceae. Gene Ontology annotation, cellular component: nucleus. Gene Ontology annotation, molecular function: RNA binding.
AUGCCACCUCGCGGCGGGGGUGGCGGAAUGUCGGGCGCCGCGAGCCGCGACGUCAAGCUGUCGGGCGUGCCGGCCCGCGCCACCGAGGCGGACGUCCUCUCGCAGCUCAGCGACUACGGGGACGUGAGGGUGCGAAUGUCGCACCGCAGGGACGGCUCCGUCGAGUGCGCCGCCAGCUUCGAGUCGGUGGAGCUGGCGCAGGCCUUUGUGGAGGGCUCCGUGGGAGAGUUUGCAGUGUGCGGGGUCGCGGUCGACUUGGGCUACUCGGAGCCGUCCCGCGCCCCUCCUCAGUGGCGCACGCACCGGCGGGAGGGCUACGACGACCGGUACGAUGACCGGUACGACGACCGGCACGACGACCGGGGUGGCGGCGGCGACUAUGAGCGAGAGCUGCGCCACGUGGACGGCGCCAGCUGCCGGCUCUCUUGGGCGAGGGACACGCACCGCUCGGCCUUCCGCGCAGAGGAGCGCGAGCCGGCGCACCAGGGGCCGAAGCGGGCGGGGUACGGCGUCCCGGAGGGCUUCGAGGCGGACCACGAGAGCGGCUACUACUACUCGGCCGAGACGGGCUACUACUACGACGCCGCAAAGUGCCUCUACUACCACCCCGCCACCGGCCUCUGGUACUCGUCCGACCCGAUCACGGGCAAGCUGAGCCAGUACAUCGACGAAAAGUACCUCGACCCGAUCACGGGGCUACCGGACGGCGACGGCGACGUGGACUGGGACAACCUCGUCUGCCUCGUCUGCAAGCGCAAGCUCAAGUCGGCUGCGGUGCUCGCCAAGCACGUCGCCGAGUCGGAGCUGCACAAGCAGAACGUCGCGGCGAGGGACGCGCAGCGGCGGCCGCACGACGACGGGCGGACCAACGGGCGCGGCUUCAGCGAGGCUGCGCCAGAGCGGCGGAGGUGA